ACACAUACACAACAUAUAUUUUGUAAUAGUUUUCUACAAACAAUAAAUACAGACUACAUAGAAUAUAGCUUAUUAUAGACGAUUAAGUAAAUGCAGUCGAGCCCAAGCCUGAAGAAGAAACUGGUUGCCUAGCGACCAGUGGAAGUGUAGCGUCAGCUAGCUAGCUAAGCGAUCUGCUAACAAAUGAAAUAUGCCCCAUAAAACAGCGUAUAAAUGCCACCAAAAAGAAAAGGACCUUUGCAGCUUGUGCGGAGAGAAGUGGACGAAAUCAAAAAACAGGUUGACAGUCUGGUGAAGGAUGUGCAGAGUCGGGAUGGAUCCACUGAAAAGGCAUUUGGGAGAUGUCAAGAACUGCAGAUGUCGGCAGAGAAGACACUAAGGACAUUAAUGAAACUGACUAAGGCGGAUGAGCUGGCUCCGGUGGGGAACUAUGAUCAGAGGAAGCAGGACGAGGAGAGACGACUGCAGAACAUCUUGGAGCGUGUAAACACUCUCUCUCUGGAGCUUUCACCUCCAGGACCCAGUACUGCUGCAGGCUCCGUUUUAAAGGAAGAUAGCGAGGAUGAUAAUGACGAAGAUGAUGACGAAGACAGUAGCGACACUGAUGGUGAUGAUGAAGAUGAGAAGCAAGCCGUGAAACCGCCCUCUGAGUCAGACCCUCACAUCUACACAGCACUCAGUGACUUCAGAGGAGAACAGGAGGGAGAUCUGUCUGUUCAGAGGGGGGAGUUAUUGAGGAUUAUCAGGAAGACAGCAGAUGGAUGGUGGCUGGCUCAGGACGCUAAAGGCAAAAGAGGGCUGGUUCCAAAAACCUACCUGAAGUUAAAACCACUCACCUUUCAGAUUGGCUCUGGUGUUGAUGAUGAUGAUGAUGAUGAUGGCGAUGAUGAUGAUGGAAAAGACGACGAUGAUGAUGAUGAUGAAAAUGAGGAGUCAGAUGAGGAUGAAGAUGGUGAAGAACUGACUGAUGACCGAGAGAAACAGAGCAGUUCUCCACAUUCCAACUGGAGUACUGUGAAAAAAGCUUUGACUCAGAUGGAUGCAACAGAUGUGCUCUCUGCCAUGGGGGCUAUACCUUCAGGAUUCAGAACAUCAUAUCUCAACAAACUGCUGGUGGAGGAAGGUAUAACAUACAGAGGAAGUCACUAUAUUCAGCCUGAGCUCAGCCAAUCGCAGCUCUCCUUUAGUGACCUCUUCCUGGAUCCAGACACUGGCAGGGUUCGUGCUCGUCAGGUCAGGACUUGUGUUUGUUUCAGUUUGUGGAGCUGCAGGAUGAUUCCUACUCCUGGGGUCGGAGUUCAAGUCCUCAGCAGACACGUCCGCCUGUGUGCUUAUGAUGAAACUCAGGUGUUGAGUAACAUCCACACAGUGAGGGCAACGUACAACUCCAAGAGCCCCAAGACCUGGAGCUUCUCUCCAAGAAUGACAGGUAUCCUACCCGCCCUUCUAGAUGGAGACUGUUUCCUACGCUGCAACUCUGCGUCUCCUAAGCUCGGUAUCCUCUUUGAACUGGGAGUCACCUUUAUACGCAAUUCUACAGGAGAGAGAGGGGACCUUAGCUGUGGCUGGGCUUUCCUAAAACUGAUGGACGACACUGGAAAUCCACUACCUAACAAGACCUAUGAACUGCCAGUGAACGGUGGCAUGCCCUUUGAGAAGGAUGUCACGGUGGAGGCAUCAGUCAGCAGAGGAUCUCCAGCUGGGGUUUUCCAGCAGAUGCUUCAGGCCAGGCGGCAGCCCAAACUCAUCAUAAAGAUAAAAUCAGCCAGCAGCCGGACCAGAACACAGCUCAGUGUCCUUCCAGACACUCUGCUUCACUGUCUGAGCUGCGUCCACCUGCUGGCUCUGCACAGGCAGCUGCUGGCCGACACGCUGCUGAUGGACAGGCCUACCAUGCAGAAUGCAGAUCUGAUCUGCAGUCCUAUACUUUCUACAUUCCCUGUGCUGUUGGACCAACCAGACCUGCUGGAUGCUCUCAGGACUGCCUGGCUGGAUGCUGAGACCAGCAUGAGCAGAGCGCAGAAGAGAGACGAGUCCCAUUUAAAACAGGAGUUUGUUAAAGUCUACAUGUCGUCCGUCUAUUUCCUCCUCCACUCACCCUCGCUGCCCUGUCAUCGCUUGGCGGACCCACCCUCAGAGGAGCGGCGGGGCAGAGUCAUCUUCGCCACCCUGGAUGCUCUCAAACACACCCAGCACUCCACGGGCCAAUCUGGAGACCCAGAGGUCUUUCUCGACCCCAUGCGUCAGCAUGUCGCCUUUGAUAUCACAGAGUUGACCUUUGACCUCCUUCAUGUGGCACGGUAACCGUUACAUCAAAUCACUUAGAGGCAAGGUUGAUUACAUUGAGUACAUUUGAAUGUAAAUACAUUUAAUUAAGUGUAUUCUGGACAUCAGUUUGCUUUACUAAUAGGAAUACACCCCUUAAAAGUGCCAUGCAUACAUUUAGAAACAUUUAAAAUAAAUGUAAAGGAUAAGCUGGUGAUAUUCUAUAUUUUUGUUACUGUCAAUAAAUCCCAUGAAAAGACAAAAAAGCGUUAUUACAUUUCUCAAUACUUCCUUAACUUCCAAACAGGAGUAAAUAAUGUAUUUAUUGGGGACUAUUUUCAGCUGUAGAUUAAUACACUUGGUGCUCUAGUUUGGCAGCAGCAUGUGGGAUCGACUCCAAAUAAACUAAACUAAACUAAUAAAAUAGUGCCUCGGUUCCUUCACCUAGUUCACUCAUUGAUGUGUUUUGAACAGUCUUUGGACAAUGAUGGAGCUCUGUGGCACAGAGCAAUUAAUCAGGCUUUGGAUUCACAAACAAUCCUUGUUGGAGAUUCUGAUUAUACACAAUGACCCUCUUACCUGCUGAAAUAAAUGUGGAACAAAAGUGAAUGUGUAUAAUGCCAAAGAUCCCUCUUUAAUGAAUCAUGGAGUACACUCCACUCCUCUUAAAGUCAACACUAAAACAAGUUCCAGUAAUAAGGGAGGGACACUUUGUGAUGAGACCAAAGCAGAUUUCUGUAAUAAUAGAACCGUUAAUGACAUUAUUAGCAUGUUUUUUUACUGCUAUUUAUUGCCAAAGUUUGUUCUAUUUUGUAAUAAACAUUCUA
Messenger RNA from Cottoperca gobio, 3092 nucleotides. RefSeq names its product nephronophthisis 1 (gene nphp1). Gene Ontology annotation, cellular component: cilium; cytoplasm. Gene Ontology annotation, biological process: protein localization involved in establishment of planar polarity. The record is from RefSeq and is a predicted model, not a curated record. The transcript is spliced from 20 exons. Gene Ontology annotation, molecular function: protein binding. Lineage: Eukaryota; Metazoa; Chordata; Actinopteri; Perciformes; Bovichtidae. Bases 214 to 2304 code for a protein of 696 amino acids.